Messenger RNA from Paramormyrops kingsleyae, 5247 nucleotides. It is a transcript of the gene tbc1d2b, whose product is annotated as TBC1 domain family, member 2B. Gene Ontology annotation, molecular function: small GTPase binding; GTPase activator activity. The record is from RefSeq and is a predicted model, not a curated record. Gene Ontology annotation, biological process: regulation of GTPase activity. NCBI's taxonomy places the organism in Eukaryota, Metazoa, Chordata, Actinopteri, Osteoglossiformes, Mormyridae.
AAAACACAACAGACACAUCCACAUAAUGCUGUUCGCCAAAAUGACUAUGUUAAAUGAAGCGAUCACAUCUACGAUUUAUUAGGAAAAUCUUUGAAACAUAUAUGCAGAUUGGUAAAGCCAUUUAAAACCGCUCGACUACUGAAAUUAGACAUAGCGGGAAAGUGCAAAUUGCACGAUUUGGAUGAAUGUCGUAUAUGGUAUAUAGCUACUAAAAGAGAAAUUUAAACCUUUCUUUACGACUGCGCACGUUGCCUGUAAACUACAUUUCCCAUGAUGCCUCGCAGCGAUGACGAGUGACUAGUAGUCAUGCGGAUGGAAAAGACAGUGGUGUAGUCGCAGGCAGAAGAAGAAAAGUUUACGGAAAAUGCAUGGAGGGAAUGGGAGAGAAGAGAACAGUCAGCGGAAUUGCCGGAUUCCGGCCAGCAAAUCUGUCGAGGUGGUUGACUUUGAGGGCACAAAAGAACAGGGCUCGAAAUUGUGCGGCUAUCUAAAUAAACUUACGGGCAAAGGACCACUGAGGGGAUUCAAGCCGCUGUGGUUCGUCUACGACCCCAGAAAAUGCUACUUGUAUUAUUUCAAGUCCCCCCAGGACGCCCUGCCCAUGGGGCACAUAGACAUCGGCGACGCCUGCAUGAGGUAUGAUGUUGAAGGCGAAGAGGGGCAGUUUGAGAUCCUGACGGCUGGAAAGCAGAUCCUGCUCAAGGCACCCAGCCAGCAGGUCAUGCACUACUGGCUGCACCAGUUGCAGCAGAAGCGCUGGGAGUUCAGCACCGCGCGCGGGUUGGGGACCCGAGACAGCUGGAACUUGCCCACCAUGCCCCAGAUACACAGUGGCUUGGUGGCCAGCAACACAGAUGGCUUUCCUCUAGAGGCGCCGAGCGAAAGUAUGGAGAGGGUACGCAGUGAUUUUUCCAUGGAUGCCAACGUGGACGACCUGCCAGGGGGGUCCACCACUCGCAGUGCCAGCACCCACUUCUCCUUCAGGCAGCUGGGCUUCGAGCUCAGGAACUCGAUGUCCCAGCUGCGGCAGGGCUGGGGGGGCGAAGGUAGGCGCAGUGUCUUUUACACCGCGGAAGAGUGGGAGAUGGUCGACCCCCCUGGCAAGGACUCGCAGGAGCCGACGCAAAUACAGGAGCUCCCGAAGAAGCCCCCCCCAGACUCCCACAGAUACUCUACGGGCUCCGUGUUCACGUUCGACUUUGGGAAGUCUGCAUCACGCCCCCGGCGGCCCUUCCUGCGAGACAUGAUGAAGGCCAGCCGGAGUGCAGAGAGCAGCCAGACCGACUGCAACGGCAGCAAGGCCUCCGAGAUGCAGCAUCGCCUACAGAGUCUGCAGGAGGAACUGGCUCAGCUCAGGGAGGAGCUGGCCAGCCAGAAGGAGCUGGUCCGGCUGCUGCAGCAGACCCUGAAGAGCGCGCAGUGCGAGAGGCCAGCCGUCGCGGUGGCCGGGGGCCCCGGGGGGCCACAGGACCAAGCCGCACUCCUGCAAGAGAAGGGCACCCAGAUCAAGGGCCUCUGUAGCCACAUGGAGAAGCUGGCGCUGGAGAAGGAGAGCCUGCAGCAGGAGCUGAAGAGCCUGAAGAACAAGGUGGGCGAGAUGAACGAGCAGCUGGGGAUGCUGAUGGAGACCAUCCAGGCCAAGGACGAGGUCAUCAUCAGGCUGUCCCAGCAGGGCUGUGACACCGCUGGAGGGGCUUGUGGCUCUCCAGACUGUGGCUCGCCCACCUCCACCUCCAAGGAGCUGCAGGAACUGGACAACCUGAAGGAUGGCCUACAGGCCUACAAAACCCAGAACAAGUUUCUGAACAAGGAGAUCCUGGAGCUGACAGUCCUGCGUAGGAAUGCAGAGGGCAGAGAGAAGGCUCUAGAAGCAAAGUACACAGCCCUGGAGGCCAAGCUAUGCCAGGUGGAGAGCAAGUACCUGAUCCUCCUGCAGGAGGUGAAGAGCCCGAUGUGUUCAUCCUCCGAGGAGAACCCAGCGCAGGAAGUCAUCUCCAGGCUGCUGGAGGACGCUCUGCAGGUUGAGAGCUCCGAUCAGCAAGAGCACCCAAUCUUCAAGCCGCACCCCGUCAGCGAGUACGACGUGUAUGGGUUCAAGACGGUGCCUGAUGACGACGAGGAGGAGAUGCUGGUGGCCAGGGUCAGGGCACUUAACCUGAAGAAGCUGUCGCUGGGAGAACAGGAGAUGUCUGUGAGCGUGAAGUGGGAUAACUACUUAGCGGGGAUGAUGAACAGGGAGAUGACGCGCUCGCCGGAGCUCAAAGCCCUGGUGCGCAGCGGGGUCCCCCACGAGCACCGAUCUAAGGUGUGGCGCUGCUGCGUCGGCUUCCACGUGAAGAAGCUGCGGGAGGUGCUGCCGCAGAACUACUUCGAGAGCCAGCUGCGCGCCGCCCUGGAGAAGUCGAACCCGGCCUCCAAGCAGAUCGAGCUGGACCUCCUGCGGACCCUGCCCAACAAUAAGCACUACGCCUCGCCCACCGCGGAGGGCAUCCAGAAGCUCAGGAACGUGCUGCUGGCCUAUUCCUGGAGGAACCCUGACAUUGGCUACUGCCAGGGUCUCAACAGAUUGGCUGCCAUCGCGCUCCUGUACCUGGACCAGGAAGAUGCGUUCUGGUGCCUUGUCACAAUUGUAGAGGUGUUUAUGCCACGGGACUAUUACACAAAGACGCUGCUUGGGUCCCAGGUGGACCAGCGGGUCUUUAAGGACCUGCUGAGCGAGAAGCUGCCCCGCCUUCACGCUCACUUUGAGGCAUAUAAGGUGGAUUUCUCCCUCAUCACCUUCAACUGGUUUCUCGUGGUGUUCGUGGACAGCGUCGUCAGCGACAUCCUCUUCAAGAUCUGGGAUGCGUUUUUGUACGAGGGGCCAAAGAUCAUAUUCCGCUUUGCUCUCGCCCUCUUCAAAUACAAAGAGGAUGAGUUCCUCAAGCUGCAGGACUCCAUGGCCAUUUUCAAGUACCUGCGCUACUUCACACGCACCAUCCUGGAUGCGAGGAAGCUCAUGAACAUGGCCUUCGUAGACAUGAACCCCUUCCCGCUGCGGCAGAUCCAGAACCGGCGCACCUUCCACCUGGAGAAGGUGCGUCUGGAGCUCACGGAGCUGGAGGCGAUCAGGCAGACCUUCCUGCGGGAGCGGGAGACCACAACCGACGGGAGGACUCUGAUCAGCGACGACGAAGAAGACAAUUAACAAUCAGCCAGCGAGAACCAGCCUGUGUAGCCCAACAUUCAAUUAAGAUGUAUUAUUUUCUUAAUUGCAAUCAGAACCUGCAUUCCGCAUUCAGAUGCUGGACCCGUUUGCAACCCGACUGCGUCUGAGCAGAACUGACGAGCCUUUUUGGUGACCAUCUUAGAUGAAGACCUAACAGAGCUGUAUGGUUGUUGCACUGAUGGGACCCUGCAGUGAGCAGAUUGUCUUUGUAGGUCAGAAAGGGCACAGUAUUGAUAAGGAAAUAGAUUCUCUUAAAGUUGAUCAUAAAUAAUGCAUUUAAAUCAAGUUAAUUCUGUGGUUAUGGUGAUAUCCGGCAUUUCAACUAUUCAAAUAUCCGGCAUUUCAACUAUUCAAAUAUCCGGCAUUUCAACUAUUCAAAUAUCCGGCUUAUGUGAAGGCCAGAUAACCUACACAGAAGCCUUGAAUCUUCACAGUUCAGGGCUCCGUGUUCGGGUUCUGUUCGUGCCACAUUCGGUUAUGGGGAUGAAAAAUGAGUUCGACAGCUCGCAUGCACACAGGGCUUGCAGCCGGUUAUGCUCCUUAUGCUAAGCGGGUCCUUCUCAGGAGUAUGUUUGUUUACAGUCCCAUUUUGUCUUGUAUUUCAUUUUAUGAUCUAUUGAUGUUUUUAGGUAUUUUAGACACCUUUUUUACUUUGUUUCCAAGCUAUGUCAGUGUACAUUUCUCUGUCAUGUGGCCCCAGUCUGGCAGACAUUCCUCACUCAUAUUCCCAGUGCCAUCCGCAUGGUCCCAGUCUGGCAGACAUUCCUCACUCAUAUUCCCAGUGCCAUCCGCAUGGUCCCAGUCUGGCACACAUUCCUCACUCAUAUUCCCAGUGCCAUCCGCAUGGUCCCAGUCUGGCACACAUUCCUCACUCAUAUUCCCAGUGCCAUCCGCAUGGUCCCAGUCUGGCAGACAUUCCUCACUCAUAUUCCCAGUGCCAUCCGCAUGGUCCCAGUCUGGCAGACAUUCCUCACUCAUAUUCCCAGUGCCAUCCGCAUGGUCCCAGUCUGGCACACAUUCCUCUCCCUCAGCCCCCAACCUCCAAAGGAUUCGUGUACAUAGCAGGGUGUCACUCAUCAAUUUUAUUUAUUGUUCCAUGGUCACUGACUUUCAUCAGGCAUUGGUGGAUCUGUGUCUGUAAUUUUCUUUGACUCUUGACACUCAUUGUGUCUGCAGUAUCACUUCCCUCACAUGAAAUCUCUCUCAGUAUGACAGGAUUUACUUGGAUCACACUUGAUCUUUUCUGUAAUGAAGUACAUCCUCUCUGCUUAUGCAUGCCCAGUGAGUGUUACUCAGACUUUUCUGCACUCGUCACUGCGUACCUCAUCCUUAGGGUCAGUUCAUUUACUGUGUGGUACUUUGUCAUAUUGAUAUUUCCCUUGCAAUCCUAAUAUGGACUUAGCAGGCUGACUAUUAUACGGUCACUUAACACAGAUGUAGCUUAAUAGCAUCAUUUUAGAAAAUGUCAGUAUGUCAUCUAAUGUAUCUCCAAAUGUAAUUGGGUUUAAAAAACUGUGAAACCAUUUUUGAGAGCAGGUCUCUCUAGCUGCCAUAUCGUAACACUUUAUUCUCUUGUUAAUGAAUAUUCCUUUGCUUUUUCAGGUAUAUUUCUGUCUAGUUUUUUUUUUUAAUUUUUUUUUACACAAUUUCAUUUCAAUUGCAAAAACAUUUUGCUAAUGGUCAACUUAUUUUUCUUUUUUAAACAAUGGAAUCCAUGUAGCAUGCCACAUACAGAAUUGGGAAAAAUAGGGAGCAUUUCCUGUUUAAGGUGGAGCGGUUGGUUUUUACUUUUGUAUUGUAUGAGUGUAGUGCCUCAUUUGUAAAAACUGCCUUUAUCAAAGCUUGGCACCUUAGAAAAUAGGCACUUUCUUUUGUAUCAUAAAUAUGUAUUUUCUAAGUACUCUGAAUGCAGUGAUGUUCAGAAUGCGAAAAAGGCAAGUUUACAUGCAUAAAAGUAUUAUCACAGUAAUAAGCACACCCAAAUGCUAUUUUUUGUAUCAAUAGCAUUAAUACUCAAUAAAUAAUGUACCCACCCUUUG